UUUUUUUUUUUUUUUUGCUUGCUGAUUUUCUUAGUGCUUUCUCUCAGAAGAGAACUCAAGACGCUUUCUGAACCACCACGAAAUUUAGACAUGGCUAACCUGAUUGAACGGUGCUACGGGAUGCGAGGUGGUAAGAUUGAUGCCAUCCGGGAGAUGUCGACACAACCGCAAGGGCAAGAUGACUUCGGAAGGCUCGCUCACUUCAUUGGCCGCAUCAGCGCAACACGUUCUGCGGCGAAUUCUAUUGUGAAAACAACAGGUCAAGUUCCUGAUUUACGCUGUAUAUCAGGCACCCGCUUUGUCGAUGCUCCUGGUGUUGUUACUAUUGGCCUGGACCUAACAGACAUGUCUCCGUACGAAAUUGUGCGGGGGGUAUGCAAGGAUUCUUCAGCCCAAAAUGAAAGGACCACACAGUCGGUUCUUCACGCCAUUGUUAAUCUAGAUAUUCCUACCAAUAGAAACGGUGACGACAGCAUACGGGCCAGACUUGCCAAUCGAAUGACUUUAGAGACGAGGGUUCAUGCUGAGCUUCAGAUCGCCGAUCACUUCAGUCGGCGCGGAUAUGAGUUCGUCGGCAGAGACAAAUACAUUGGAUGUAGCAAACCGGCUUGCUAUUUCUGCUACAACUGGCUCGGAUACCACAAACAUAACUAUGUCCAACCCGCAACCCACCAGAAAAUUAUCCCGAUGUGCCGCGGGCCAGACACCGAUAUCAAUGAGUCUGGCGCAACCAUUUUAAAGCAAAUGUACGCCAAAAUGACCCAAGGUGUCAGCCAAGAUAUUAUUGAGUUCCUUCUCAAGGUUUCUGGCAAUGAACCCUCAGAGCGAAGAGAUUAUUUCCAGUCGACAGAGGGGACUAGUUAUCCACCAAGCAUAAUAGGUAGCCAGGUCAGAUAGAUUUUGAACGAUCUCCCUCUCCUGAAUGGUUUCAGUCAUUCUUUCCAAACUAGUGUAAAUCCGAGUGGAAUAAUACGCAACAAUACGGCAAGCCGGCAGUUGGAGGGUUUAUGAUCGCCUAAUUCGACGCAAUGGCUUUACUUAUACCACCACCCAAACAUAAGGAACGAGCGAGCACCUUACUCCCAGAAGUUAGUAAGGCGGAAGAAGUUUGUCAUUGUGCAUACCGUCCGAAGAUAGGUUUCCUUACCUUCCACCUACAGUCUGUAACUGGACCCUAAAUAUAACUAGUAAAUAAUUCAACAAGCGCAAUCCGUCUAUUUCCUCGUAACUAAUGCCGCGGACCUUGACACAAGUGACCUACUACCUAUGUCGAGCACAUCACGUAGCAUACCAAAGCAACAC
Molecule: messenger RNA, 1302 nt
Organism: Xylaria bambusicola
Lineage: Eukaryota; Fungi; Ascomycota; Sordariomycetes; Xylariales; Xylariaceae
Exons: 1
Source: RefSeq, a predicted model, not a curated record